This is a messenger RNA of Saimiri boliviensis boliviensis (Bolivian squirrel monkey), 1355 nucleotides long. RefSeq names its product short chain dehydrogenase/reductase family 42E, member 2 (gene SDR42E2). Lineage: Eukaryota; Metazoa; Chordata; Mammalia; Primates; Cebidae. Gene Ontology annotation, molecular function: oxidoreductase activity, acting on the CH-OH group of donors, NAD or NADP as acceptor. The record is from RefSeq and is a predicted model, not a curated record. Gene Ontology annotation, biological process: steroid biosynthetic process.
AUGAAGCCCAACCCUCCAGGCUCCUCCCCAGAGGCCUGCAAAGCUGCAGGCCAGGCACCACAGCAGAAGACUCAAGCCAAACCCACAAAGGCUGCCAGGCAGAAGGUUCUGGUGACUGGAGGAGGAGGCUACCUGGGCUUCAGCCUGGGAUCCCACCUGGCCAAGAGCGGCACUUGCGUCAUUCUGCUUGACCGCCGCAGACCCCAGUGGGAACUGUCCCCGGAAACCGAGUUCAUCCAGGCUGAUGUCCGAGAUGAAGAAGCCCUGUACCGUGCCUUCGAAGGAGUGGACUGUGUCUUCCACGUGGCUUCCUAUGGAAUGUCCGGGGCUGAGAAGCUGCAGAAAGAGCAGAUUGAGUCUAUAAAUGUCGGAGGCACCAAACUAGUGAUUGAUGUCUGUGUUCGCCGGCGGGUUCCAAGGCUCGUCUAUACCAGCACUGUCAACGUUGCAUUUGGCGGGAAGCCCAUAGAGCAGGGCGAUGAGGACUCCGUGCCGUAUUUCCCAUUGGACGAGCACAUAGACCACUAUUCCCGAACCAAAGCCAUUGCCGACCAACUGACCCUCAUGGCCAAUGGGACGCCACUCCCAGGAGGAGGCAUUCUUCGGACGUGUGUGCUCCGGCCCCCAGGGAUCUACGGUCCUGAAGAGCAGAGGCACCUGCCCCGUGUGGCGGGCCACAUCAAGAAGAGGCUGCUCGUGUUCCGAUUUGGGGACCGCAAGGCACAGAUGAACUGGGUCCACGUGCACAAUCUGGUGCUGGCACACGUGCUGGCGGCCAAAGCCCUCACCGCGGCCAAGGGCUACGUGGCUAGUGGGCAGGCAUACUACAUCAACGAUGGGGAGAGCGUCAACGUUUUUGAGUGGAUGGCCCCGCUGUUUAAGAAGCUGGGGUACAGGCAGCCCUGGAUCCAGGUGCCUACUUCCUGGGUCUACCUGACAGCGGCAGUGAUGGAGCACCUGCAUCUGGCCCUGAGACCCAUCUGCAGCCUCCCACCGCUGCUCACCCGGAGUGAGGUGCGAAGCGUGGCCGUGACGCACACCUUCCAGAUAGCCAAGGCCCGCGCCCAGCUCGGCUAUGCGCCGGACAAGUUCAGCUUAGCCGACGCCGUGGAGCGAUACAUGGAGUCCACUAGCCGGCGACCCCGCAGCUCCACGGCGCAGACGCUCCUGCUGCCGCUGCUCGGACUGCUGCUGCUCCUAGGCUCGCUCGCCCUGGCCCUGCACUUCCUAGGCCUGCAGCCUCUACAGGCCGCCAUGAAGCGCCUCUGACCGUCCGCCGUCCGCCGCCCGCCGCCCGCCGGGGUCGGCCCUGCUGCACCCCUGCCCUCGCCCAGCUCUCUCGGCUGGUACCAGCC